CGUAACAAAAAAACUCGAAAUGUCCUUCUGUCAGACGAGAUAAUUAUCCUACAAUAUAUUCAUAUUUUUAUAUAUUUAUUUUACAUUUUAUCCACGACGUCUAACCGGUGAAGUCUCGCCGUGGACCGACUGUACCGGGAGGAAUGUUGAUAGUGUAACACCAGACUUGAGAAGAAGAAGCUGCUCGCAUCUCUUCACUGUUAAUUUGUUUUAGCUGCAUUUUCUGUCACAUUACUUUUAUUUUAUCCACCGUAAAUGAGUCGCAGAGGAGACAGUGACGAUGACAGCAGCGGGAAGCGGAGGGUCGCGUAUGUUUACAGCCCGGAGUACAUCGAGACUUGCGACAGUUUAUCCAAAGUGCCAAACCGGGCGAGUAUGGUCCACUCACUGAUAGAAGCAUAUGGACUCCUUAAACACAUGAGCACCGUUAAACCUCAAGUGGCCACCAUAGAGGACAUGGCCAAGUUCCACACAGACUCUUACCUGGAGCAUCUUCACAAGAUCAGCCAGGACGGAGACAACGAUGACCCCCAGUCGGCCGACUACGGCUUGGGUUAUGACUGUCCAGUGGUGGAGGGGAUAUAUGACUAUGCGGCAGCAGUAGGGGGCGCUACACUGACGGCAGCCCAGUGUCUACUGGAUCAGAAGUGUGAGGUGGCCAUCAACUGGGCAGGAGGGUGGCACCAUGCCAAGAAGGAUGAGGCAUCAGGUUUCUGCUAUGUGAACGACGCUGUGUUGGGAAUCCUCAAACUGAGGGAGAAGUACGAGAGAGUCCUCUAUGUGGACGUUGACCUGCAUCACGGAGACGGUGUUGAGGACGCCUUCAGCUUCACAUCCAAAGUCAUGACCGUCUCUCUGCACAAGUUCUCCCCUGGAUUCUUCCCAGGUACGGGUGACCUGUGUGACACGGGGCUGGGUAAAGGCCGUUGGUACGCCGUGAACGUCCCACUGGAGGACGGCAUCAAGGAUGACAGAUACUACCAGAUUUUUACCAGUGUGAUGCAGGAAGUGAGGGCGCAGUUCAACCCGGAGGCGUUGGUCAUGCAGCUGGGUGCCGACACCAUGGCGGGCGACCCCAUGUGCUCCUUCAACAUGACCCCAGUGGGGGUGGGCAAGUGUCUGCGGCAUGUCUUGGAGUGGCAGCUACCUACACUGCUGCUGGGAGGAGGAGGUUAUAACCUUGCUAAUACGGCUCGCUGUUGGACCUACCUGACGGCAGCAGUGCUGGGAAAGACUCUCUCGUCUGAGAUACCAGACCACGAGUUUUUUACAGAGUACGGACCCGACUACUCGCUGGAGAUCAGCCCAAGCUGUCGACCAGACCGAAACGACACCAAACACCUGGACCAGGUCAUCAGCACCAUCAAAGGGAAUUUAAAGAAUGUGGUUUAGGAGUCGGCAGCCUCCUUCUCCUCCUCCUCCACACACACACACACACCAUGUUUCCAAACCAGGUCGAUGCUCGGCGGCAUUUAAUGAAGACAAUAUGGAGCAGACCCCUUCAGCCCUGAGGCAUGGAGCAAACGAGGGAGCGAUGAAGGCAGGAAAAAGGAGAGCGAGAGAGAAGGUUUUGGAAAACAUUAGCUGAGUGUUUCCAGGGGAAAACAGUUUAAUAAGAGGAGGGGGGGGUGAUGUGGUUGCUGUACAGUGUCCACUGUUUAUAAUCCUUUUGUUUUUUGGAAAAGGUAUUUGUGUUUGUGUGAAUGAGAGUUUGUGGUGAGUUCAGUGUGGGUAUGUAAAACAGAAUUAUUACGAGCAGGGGGGGGGUUACAGUCAGUGCACACAGAAUUUUUUGGUUUCAAGGGAUGCGUUUGUGUACGUCCUAUCAGUCGGAUAUUUCAAACUAAACGGAAAAACAGAUAUAUUCAGGUGUCCAGUUUCACGCUCACCGCGGCGCCGCUGUUAUUUUACCCCCCUGAGCACGGAUAAGCACUAAAACAGACAAAAGGCAAAACAGCGAGGUUCCCCAAGCACCUUGUUAUACUUGUAAAAACCCCGGGUUUCUCAGCAGGUCCGGAAAGUCCUGAAAAGAAUUGAGAAACUUGGAAAGUUUACAAAUAAACAGUCUGGAAAAGUUUGGAAAACAGACAGAAGUUGAUUUGCUCAGCCACAUUGUUUUGACCUCUGGGCAAAAGCUGUAAAUUAAACAUCUGGACAGAGUUUGUUAUUGUCUGUCCGUGGAAAAAAAGAACUUUUUAACUUUCCCUGCAUAUUUUCCGUUUAAAAUUCCAAAGAUUUCAUAAACUUUAAGAAGCUUUUAGAAGCAGUCCUAAACUGGUCUGGCGUGACUGGAGAAGAACGUGUAAAUUAACAAACAUGGCUGUUGUUGGAAAAUUGACAGAUGCAGGUUUUCUCACAAGGACUCUUAAGUGUUUGGUCACUGAAACGUCAUGUUUUACUCUGUAUGGUGUUAAACAGCCACUUGCACGACAUUUUGUCAGUCUCACGUAGCCAGACCUAUCUCUAUGGUGCUGUAUUAGCACUAGAUAAAGGUCUGGAAUCACCAAUUAUCUUUCUGCGAUAGGGUAAAAAAAUGCUCUGGCUUGUUUUGUUUUUUUAAAACCAAUCAAAAUAGUGCUGGGCAAUGCUAAGCCCAGGAUAGCGAUGAACUGAACAUUUGCACGUUGGGAUGCGAGCACUGUCAUUAAAUUGGCUCCGCAAAAUAAAACACCACAAAAACAUGUAUGUCACUGAUAUGAUUCAACUUUCAUGUUGAAGAGACGAACAUAAUUUGAUAAUCGAUGCCCUCGAGGUGAAGCAUGACUACACUUUAGCUCUGGAGGAGCUCGCUGGACCUGUUAAAACCACAGACGAAUUGCUGGCUGCACGUGGCUCUAGUAGAACGUUAUUACGACGAUAUCGCAGAAGUUUGUGAAAUGGAUCGGUAUAUUAGUGAAGUCGCUCUCACUCGCAUAGGCUGCUGCCAGAGUUAAAAGAUGUGGCAAAUCGACUCCAGCUGGUCGUGUAAGAAAACGUAACAACAUCGUACAUGAGAGUCCUGCGAGACUGGGCUUUUCCAAGGUGCGUUCACAAAGUGUUUUAUUCUUCCUAGAUCUUCGCAACAGUUCACCGAUGCAACACAGCAGACAUGCCUUAUUGCACGAUCCAAAUCUAGCUUCAAGUUGUUCGCUCGGAGGUUGUAGUUUCCCAUUGCGAAGGGGGUUUGGAAACAGUAACACGCAGGUAGGGCAAGGAAUGGCAGUCUACAUCUGGUGAAUCGGACUACUACGCAGUUUAUCACUAAAAAGUUGACUGGAAUCUUACGAAUCGGCAGGAAAAGCGGGUCUCCAAAAGAAGGAGUCUGCAGUAUACACGGUUACUCUUAAAAAAUAAGCUACUUGAUCUCCACUUCAGUUGCCUUUACAAUGUCCUCAAGAACUCUGCACCCACCAUGUAAAUGUAUAGUUUGUUGUUUUUCUGUGUUGCAUUUUUUUCUGUAUGGUUGUCAAAAAAUUCUAAAAACAUAACUGCAAAGUGCAUCUGAUUAUUCCCACAUCUGUAGAAGUUUGGAAAACAGAAACAUCUUGUUUAAUCCCCCCAGCUGUAGUGUUUCAGAUGUGGCACAUUAGUCACAUCACACAGCUGCACAUCAGACCGAACAGUGAAUCUGAAUCCUCUUAAUAAAGCCGAGGUGCACGUGGGAGUUUGACGCAAGUGGAGGCUCGAUGUUCACAGCAUCACUGAACUGUUCUUAGAAUUUGGGAUUGAAUUUAUAAUCUGCAAUAUUGCAUUGAUCAGUCCCAGUGUUUAGCGCCAAAUUACUUUUUAAAAGUUUAUUUUUGACCAUAGAAAUAGUGGUUUUACAAAAAUAUAUCUAUCCACUGUGAGAUGUUCAAAAGCUCCAGAAAAGACUAGAAAGGAGACCUUGAGUUUUUUGUCAAACUACUAUAAUUGUGGUAACUAAAAACAUUUCCAGGCAUUAUAAAACCAUUAUUAGUUGUUGCUGAAGACUCAAGAUUUCUUUUAUGUCAUUUCUUUUUAUUUUAUCUUGCAAAUGCUCAAAAAUAAGGUUAAAAAGCUGCUGACUGAAAGAAAAACACAUUUUAAAUCUUCAAAUCCACUGCAGGUGAACAUGAAAUCUUAUGUAGGAGUAUUUUAGGAUAAAGUUUAUCUAUCAGAUUGUUUGGGACUUGAGAAGAAAGUAAGUUUUUUUUUUUUUUUUAAUGUUCAUGCAUUUAUUUCACAGAAUGACUUUUUUAAGAAAUCUGUCGGCAUGUUUUGAUGUACAUACCACGAGCAGUUGUCGAAAUAAAAGACAGGAGAGCAUGUUGUUGUCAUGUGUCUGCGCUGCGUGUUUAAGCAGUGAUUUAUGCAGUGCGGGCUGCUUAAUAGAGGCUUUAAUGGAGAGCGUUUGAAAGAGGAACCACAAAUGUCGAGCAGUUUCCUUUAGAAGUGAUGUUCCCCAAAUUAAUGGCCUGGAAAUUCACACCAAAUGUAGGAGUCACCAGUCGGAGCUGGCAUGUGCUGAACAGAAGUGAAUGUGUUGAGUGUGUGUGUGUGUGUGUGUGUGUGAGAGUGAGAGAGAGAGGAUUCCCUGUGAUCUUUAUGAACACUGCUGCGGUCACUUCGGCGGUUUGAGCCCAACGUAGCCGAAGCAAAUGAAACUCAUUACACCGUUUACGAGUUCGGAAAAGGAGAGACGAUUGAAAUUCUAUCUCAUAAACUGGGAGGAGGAGGAGGGCGAGGGGGGGUUUACACAGUGAUCGGGCAGAGGGGCUGUAAACAUGAGAGACGUGAGAGACUUUGUGUGUGUUUAUGUAGUUUUCUUUGCUCCGCGGAGUCAAAUUAGAAAAACUCGGGGGGCCUCGAGAGGAUUCAGGGCACCGCUGGAAUCCCUGGAUUGCCUUUUCACAAAAAACAAAAAAAGAUAGUGUUCCUUCGUGACCCUUACGAUCUUAUUUUAGGGAGGAAACCCUGUCUUCCCGUUGUUUAUGGUUUGACAUGUGGCCAAGCAAAACUGAGUGCGUAAUACCAAAUAAUACCAAAAGCUCUUGGGCUCAUGUCUCUAAUGUCGUGUUGUCAUAUUCUAAUACCAAAACUUUCCCAUGUCAUCAGUCUCGCUCAACACUUAAAGCUAAUUCAUGAGCCACAUUAUCAUGUUUCAGCCCAGCACCGCGAGAAUUUCCAUCCAUAUUGGACGAUUCUACACCUCCUACAUAUUGACUGUCAGAGCAGAGGUAGUGUGUAGCUGCUAUACAGUGAGAUGGAACUGAAAGGACAUGGAAGUGUUUUAGUAGCCUGACCUUAACCACAGUCCAUUUGCUAUAACCACAGUCUUUCCCUACUUUUAACUGCGAGUGCAGUGCAUGUUCAAGACGUGCCUGUUUGGAGCCGGCCAAUUGCUCGGCCUCCGGUAUCGCUUUCAAGAGAAGUGCUCAUCCAAACAACUUCACACUCAGCGCUGUGCUUCCUUGGGUUCCGAGCAUUGUACCUGCAUGACAUAGUUGCCUUCCCCUAGCAAAUGCUAGAGUAUACGCCAAUCACACAAGAUGUUGACACUACAUGCGAGCGGCAACCUCUGGGGAAAAUGAAGCCAACGCAGAAGUGCCAAAAAGUUUCUUUAAUGGCUACUUGAGGCUGGCUCCAGAAGCCAAGUCAAUCUCAAUAGUAUCGCAUGUCUCAAAGCCCAACUUUGCAGCAGAAAUAAACAUGUUUAUAGUCUGGUACAAAAACUGUUUUGGUCUCUAUAGCUAUUUCCCCCUUAAUUGCAACUGUACGGGGGCUGAUUUUUUACAUACCAUAAAACCUCAAUUAAAAACCUAGUCCCAAUUAAAUGGCCAGUCCCUUAGUUAAACAUUGUGACGAAUAAACGUCUGUCUCAAUUAGACGGCAGGUCUAGUUGCCAAACAGGUCAUUAUUACAGAAGUUCUUUGGAUGUAUAAAACUGGAUUGUUUACCAACCACUUGACUUGCUAACGUUAGCUGAACGUCCCAGAGUCAUCCUAAAAUAUGCCUGGAAACAGCUCCUGGACCAACUGGUGGUACUCCCCAUGACCCACCCUCUUUUUUAUGGUCUCAUGUACCCACACAGAUCUCUGUUUCCCUGUGCCCAACAAACUAUUUACUGACAGCCUCUCACCCUCAACCAGAGCUACAGCAAGAACACUCUGCCUGAACAUUUUAGGAACUAGAUGCUAAUUACUGUGAAAUAAAACAAACAGUAAAUUGAUUACAUGGGAAGGUUAGGGUAAGGUUAGGGGAGGUGCGAGGUUCCUGUGUACUCGGGGCCUAAGCAUACUGAAGGCUUCAGCAUGUUUGUACUAAACCACGUGAGCAAAACUGAACAAAUCAGUUUUUAAUAAGUUUACAGUAAACAACAGUAAAAAGAUCGUCUUAUGUAUUUGAUUCUAGUUCUUUGAUAAUGUAGCAUAAAAAACCUCUGCGGUCCGAUCCAAUUGGUCAGAAUUAACCAUAAAGCAAAGUUCAUCAUCGGAUGGCUGUUUUGGGAACAACUGGUCCCUGUCAGGAUACAGUACAUGUUACAUAACCUCUGUCCACUCUCAGCUGCUUUUUUCAUGGAAUCUAAAUUACCUAGAGACAAGAUUAUGGAGACUUUCUGUCAUUUUAAAAUCCCACAUAAACCAGUCGUGUGAUGCAACAUAUUCUGUAAAGGAAAAACUAUCUUCCACAUUACAGUGAAGACGGAGCUUCCCUGCCAGCAUUGAGCUGUAAUUUGUUUUUGGCUCAAAUUGUCUUCCUCUGGAUGCAUGCAGAUUAAUUUUUUUUUCCGAUAUGAAAAUGGAAGGCCGUGUUGGAAUCUAUGGGGUAAGUUUUUGGAUUUAGUUCGGUUCAGUCAGGAGGUGGUGAGCUGUUAAGACUUGUACGGUUGUGUCCAGGGCUAAUUUUGUUUUCCUGGGAUGCUCCGUCAGUUUCAUGAACCUCGAUGUAAUAACUCAAAAACUUCUUUUUCCUGUCAGUUCAUUGAACAAAACGGAUUGAUCCUAAAGUAGAAACAUCAUGAGUGCAGCCAAACAACUGGAUUCGUUUAGAUCUACAAGUUCUUAUCCACUAGAUUUCCCCUUGUACUGGUCUGUAUGUGCUGCACCUUUACUGCUCCAUGACACAAAAAACUUUUCCAACGACUUUUAUGCAAAUCAGCGCAGGGCCCCUUCACCGCUCAGCCAGUGCUUUGAAUAGAGUGUCAUCUGACCCUCUGUUGAUUAGUUUAGAUAAACCAAAAGCCUUGUUCUUCCUCUUCCUCUGUUUCUCUUUGGUUCCUGUUGGGUAAAGAGUUUGCCAGUUGCACUAAACAUUUGAAUAAGGCUGUUUAAAUUUGGGGAAUUUUCCAAAACAUAUCUGCUUUAGGAGAAAAAAGAACCUCAAAUAUUUGGGAAGUCCUUCAGUCUUUAAAGGUUUCAUCACUUUUUCAUCCAACCUCAGUGAAAAAGUCCAGCUUGUGUCCUGGCAGUCUGACCAACAUGCUAUAAUUAUUUGUCCUGCUAAGAUGGAAAUCACAAACGGUUUGUUUGAUUUGCAUAACGUCUCCCCCCGGGGGAACAAAGCGGCGGGGGCCUCCGUCUAUACGUCCUCCUCCUCCUCAUCAACAUGUGAAGUGUCUGCGGUCAAUGGCGGAGGGGAUUUACUCGCACAAUAAAGACAGAUGCCACCUUUUAUCUGCUUAACGGAAGAGAGGCCGAGCGCGUGGCACUUGACCACGCCGGCGCAUGUUGUUGGCGCGUAAUGACGUCCUCCUUUCCACAGACUAUUGACAUGAAUGGUGAAUGGGCUUGUUCUUUUUUUAGCAGGACGUGGGGGUGGGGGGAUAGAGGAGGGUUUUUUUGGGGAGGAUGAAUUGAUGGAGGUUCCCCAACGACUCUUUGGGUGAUUUUUCUUUUUGCUCCAAACAGCCUUUUGUUUGUCCCUUAUGAAUUAAAUAGACCCAGAGGAGAGGAGAAUCUGGUUUUCAGCAGAUCUGGUGUUGAGUUUGAGCUACUUUAGUGACAAACUUUUAAACAUUUAAACAGUCCAACAGGCCUAUCCUGUGACCACAGACAGUCAGUGAUCACCUCUGGGACCUGCUGUUUAAAGAGAGUAGAUUUAAAAUGCUGCUUUUGCCUCUAAUGAUCCUGGAACAGGGUGGAGUGGUGUUAAAGAUGGAUAAAAAUAACAUUAAUUUGAUUGAUUGCCAAGAGGAAAUUGAUUUGUUGCAACAUGACAGAACACAGAUGUGAGUUUGAAAUCAAUAUGUCAGCAAACAAAAGCAUAUAAAUAAAAAAGUUUGUGUGAUUAUUGAGUUUUUGGUUUGUGUCUUAUCUGUCAUAUAAAUAAAUACCUUUAAUAC
This is a messenger RNA of Epinephelus moara (kelp grouper), 8281 nucleotides long. RefSeq names its product histone deacetylase 8 (gene hdac8). Lineage: Eukaryota; Metazoa; Chordata; Actinopteri; Perciformes; Serranidae. The record is from RefSeq and is a predicted model, not a curated record. Gene Ontology annotation, molecular function: histone deacetylase activity. The coding region runs from base 256 to 1392 and encodes 378 amino acids. The transcript is spliced from 11 exons.